This is a messenger RNA of Phalaenopsis equestris, 2819 nucleotides long. RefSeq names its product ETHYLENE INSENSITIVE 3-like 1 protein. Gene Ontology annotation, molecular function: DNA-binding transcription factor activity; DNA binding. The record is from RefSeq and is a predicted model, not a curated record. The transcript is spliced from 3 exons. Gene Ontology annotation, cellular component: nucleus. The coding region runs from base 380 to 2458 and encodes 692 amino acids. NCBI's taxonomy places the organism in Eukaryota, Viridiplantae, Streptophyta, Magnoliopsida, Asparagales, Orchidaceae.
ACGGUUAACUGUGACGGCGGUCCGCUCUCCCCUUCCCGUUUCUCCACCGCUACUAACGCUUUUUACUAGCGCGCAAUCUCACAUCACCUCGUCCACAGAGGCAGAAGAGAGAGAGAGAGAGAGAGAGAGAGAGAGAGAGAGAAGACUGUAAGCUAUUCUUCUGCUGCGAAAGACACUCACCAUAAUCAUCAUCUGGUCUUCUUCCCCCAUAUCUUCUUCUUGUCUGCGUGCUCUGUUUUCUUGUGGAGUUAUGAUGGAGUAGGAGUGUCGGAAGAGGAUUUCAUAAAAUUUUUGUAGAGCUGGAUAUAAUUUGGGAUUCAACUGCAAAGAUAUUUUGGAUGCUGGUCUUCUACGCCCCUUGUGAGGGAAUCACAAGGACAUGAUCCAAAACAUCAAAACCACAAAAGUUGAGUCCAGAGGGUUAGCUAAAGGCUGCUUGCUUCUUUAUUUUCCAACUUCAAUCCACGGUUUAUAUUAUCCUAAUCUGCUGUUGUGUUUGGACUUCAUGGGUGGGAUUGCUAUUGAGGCCAUGACCUUCUCUGGCGGCAUAGAUUUUAGCCAAUUCAUUUCUACUGGCCAUGACAAAAGUAGUGGUUACCACUCAAUACUGCAACAACCUCCUCCUGAUUUCGGUCAUCUGCAGCACACUGCAUGUGGUGAUUCAUCUGUAAUUGAUGGCGAUCUGGUGGAGCCGCCACCUGAAAACUUUCCUGAACCCAUACCAGAUGAUUAUGAGAGUGAUGAAGAUCUUGAUGUGGAAGAGCUAGAGCGCCGUAUGUGGAGGGACAGGCUGAGGCUUAAACGACUAAAAGAGCGGCAGCAGAACAAGAACAAGGAGCUCGGGGAUUCCACCAAGCAACGCCAGUCUCAGGAACAAGCCAGGAGGAAAAAGAUGUCCAGAGCACAGGAUGGAAUACUCAAAUACAUGCUGAAGAUGAUGGAAGUUUGUAAAGCUCAGGGAUUUGUAUAUGGAAUCAUACCAGAGAAGGGAAAGCCUGUGAGCGGUGCUUCAGAUAAUCUCCGUGGGUGGUGGAAGGAGAAGGUAAGAUUUGAUCGUAAUGGACCUGCUGCCAUUGCUAAGUACCAGGCUGACAAUGGGUUAAGGGGCCUUAACAAUGAGCAAAACUCCAGGCCUGUGAGCCCCUACUCCUUGCAAGAGCUUCAGGACACCACAUUGGGAUCACUCUUAUCUGCUCUUAUGCAGCAUUGUGAUCCUCCACAACGUCGGUUUCCAUUGGAGAAGGGCAUCUCACCACCAUGGUGGCCUACAGGAAAUGAGGAUUGGUGGCCUCAAUUGGGUUUCACCAAUGAUCAGCCACCGCCUCCAUAUAAGAAACCUCAUGAUCUCAAGAAGGCUUGGAAGGUUGGAGUUCUCACUGCUGUUAUUAAACACAUGUCUCCUGAUAUUGAGAAGAUUCGUAGGCUGGUGAGGCAGUCGAAGUGUCUUCAGGACAAAAUGACUGCCAAGGAGAGUGCAACCUGGCUAGCUGUUGUUAUGCAGGAGGAGAUCUUGUUCAGGGAGCUCCAUCCCGAUGCUUCUCUCCCCCCAUCUUCAGUUAGCAACCGCAAUGGAACCAUCUCAUUCAGCAGCAGCUGCAGUGAAUAUGAUGUUGAAGGGGUUGAUGAUGGAAAAAGUGAGGAUGCAGGGAACACAAAUCUAGUGGAUGUCAGCAAUGUUUUCAACACUGGCACGUCCUCAGGAAAUGAUCUUUAUGUGGUGCCACACAAUGCUGUUAAGGAGGAAGGCUACAGGGAGUUCAUCCGAAAGCGGUCUGCGAAAUCCGAUCCAGAAAUUAUGUCGAAUCAAGGCAUAAUUAUCAAUAACGAAAAGUCUAAAUUUGCACGGAGUGAUUAUCAACUUGGGUUCAUGGAUAGAAGCGUGAGAUCUAACAAUCACCAAUUUCUAUCUGGUUAUCAGACAAGUCUGCCUAGUUUCUGCACGGCUGGUUUCAAAGCGAAUGAGAACAAGCCCCAGAUCAUGUGUGCUUCUUCUCUUGCACAGUCCAAGUUGAAUCCAACUGGCUUGCAGCCUGCAGUUAUCAACACCUCCAGUCCUUUUGAUAUAUCUGGCAUAGGCAUUCCAGAUGACGGGCAGAAGUCAAUCAUUGAGCUGAUGAAUCAGUACGAAGGCAACAUAAACAGCGAGGUACCCUUGGCCAAUGAGCAUAACACUGGUUCUAUUCAGCCGACAGCACAAGCUGGAAACAACUUCUAUGGCUCCAUGAAUGGAGUUGGUGGUGAUCUCUUUGAAGGACCAAACAAUUCACAGUUCUAUCCUUUCCAGGAGGAUCUGGUGCAGAUGAACCAUUCUUAUCAGCAGGCUUCGUCGAAUGACAUCAGUAAUGAGUUGAAAUUUGAAUCACCUUACACCAUGCAAUCAAUGGACUUUGCAGAUUCAUUACCUAGAGGAAUGGUGCAGUCUCUGCAAAGUCAAAAUGGAUCAGGAUGGUUUUUCUGAAAUGGAUCUUCUCUGGUUGUUGGAGGGAAUGCAUUGAGUAGCUGGUUUCGGGGUUGAGGUGCUGAAUAUCUUUAGUAAUACACUUAAAGCAGGCUUCAGGUGAUAUCUUUGGACAUCUUUGUUUGGUUUCUUUCUCUACUUGUAGGAAGAAUAAAAAAAAGAAAGAAAAGCUCUCCGAAUGUGCUCCUGAGUGAGUCUUUUUUAGAUUACUCAAUGAUGCCUUUCAACCUGACUUCUUUGUAAGUGUUAUUUGCUUGAUUUUGUUGCAGGUUGUCUUAGUUAUCGAGUCGAAAUCAGUUCUAUUCUGGCAUUGUAUUGUUCAUAGAAUCUCUUUUGCUUUGAAGAAGUCUGGUUGCCUGAU